This is a messenger RNA of Camelina sativa (false flax), 1617 nucleotides long. RefSeq names its product putative transcription factor At1g61730. Gene Ontology annotation, biological process: regulation of DNA-templated transcription. NCBI's taxonomy places the organism in Eukaryota, Viridiplantae, Streptophyta, Magnoliopsida, Brassicales, Brassicaceae. Gene Ontology annotation, cellular component: nucleus. The record is from RefSeq and is a predicted model, not a curated record.
AACCGAAUGCCCAGGCCUACCGCACACAAAGAAAAAGAAAAAGCAAAAAGUUUCCGAUGGCCACGAAGAAGGUUCUCAACUUUUUGGAAGAUCCACCAUCAGCUUCUUCUUCAAGCGAUGAAGAAGAGGUUGAGAGCUCAUCAUCUGGGGAAGAAGAAGAUGAAGAAGAACAACAACAGCUCUCCAUUUCCGACGAACACAAAGAUCCCUCCCCUAAACCCCUAAAGACUCCUUCCACCACCGCCGCCGCCGCUGCUGCUCAAAGUUCCGGAUCUGCGAAGAAGCGAGCGAGUGAAGAAGAGAACGAGGAACAUGCAAAGCGAGCCAAGACGCUUUCUCAGAAGUCUCCUUUUGCGAGAAUAUGGAGUGAAGAAGAUGAGAUAUCUCUCUUACAAGGGAUGAUUGAUUUCAAAGCUGAGAAAGGUACAAGUCCGUAUGAUGAUAUGAAUGGGUUUUUCCUUGGAGCCAAAGAUUCUAUAAGCUUUGAUGCUAGUAAAACCCAAUUUGUUGAGAAGAUUAGGUCUUUGAAGAACAAGUACUUUAAGGGUAAAGACUCUAGGUCUUUUUUGAAACCCCAUGAUAAGAAAUGUUUCAAAUUGGCUAGUUGUAUUUGGGGAUCUGAUGAUGGUGUGGCUCUUCUUGAUUCUGCUCCUGUUGUUACUGUCGCUGUGAUAUCAUCAAACAAGGUUGAUAAGAAGAAGAAGCUGGAGUUUGGAGAUGAAGAGAUGCAAGUGUUGGGAUCUGAUGAUGGGAUGGCUCUUCUUGAUUCUGCUCCUCCUGUUAAGUCUCCUCCUGUGGCUGUGACUCCUGCUGUUAAGUCUCCCCCUGUUGCUGUGAUAUCAAACAAGGUUGAUAAGAAGAAGAAGAAGAAGAAGCUGGAGGUUGAAGAUGAAGAGAUGAAAGUGUUGGGAUCUGAUGAUGGGAUGGUUCUUCUUGAUUCUACUCCUGCUGUUACUGUCGCUGUGAUAUCAAACAAGGUUGAUAAGAAGAAUAAGAAGAAGAAGAAGAAGAAGCUGGAGGUUGAAGAUGAAGAGAUGUUGGGAUCUGAUGGGGUUGAAUCUGCUGAGGUUGUUAAGGCUAAGGUUGAUAUGGUUGAAGAAGAUAAGGAAGUGGUAAUUCUUGAUGGAGAUUCUGAGUCAUCAGAUUUGUUUGACAAGUCUUUUGUGGUUCCCUUAAUUGUGAGUCUCGCUGGUGUGAAUGAGUGUUCUCUGAAGCAGAAAUGGAGCAAGAUGCCAGUGGAGACCAAGAAGAGAAUUGAGGACAAGCUGAAGUUGGUGGAGGCCAAGGAAUUUGAACUGCUCUUGCUGAAGUCUGACAUUGUGAAGGAAGUGGCCUCUGUUUUUACCCAAGCCAUCUAAGAAGACAUGCAAUUAGACGGAUGUAUCCGUGGAUUUAGUAGGAGAUGCAAUGCCUCUUUUGGUAUCUAAUCUAUCUUAGGAUUUAUCUUUUCUUUUUGGUUAUUAACCGUGGGGAUUUCGAAAUGGACAUGCAAUGCCUUCGUCCUCUUUUGUUAUAUAUCUUAGGAUUUAUCUACGUUUCUGGUAUUUUCUUUUUGUCUUCUGGAUUCUUAUGUUCAGAAUUAUGAAUUAUGAAGAAGAAACGUUAGUUGUUUAAAUA